AUGUCUUUGUAUCCAAAUAUCAAAGAAUCUAGUAGUGAAUCAAAUGAAGAAACCGAUUUCAUGGAUUUAUUAUCAAGAGAGAUUGAUACAUCGAAUCCAGAUUUAGUUACAAUUUUUUCACAAUUACAAAAACAUCCAAACUCAAUUUCACACUUGAAAUCAUUUAUUCUUGCUCUACUAAGAACCAAAUCUUCAAGCGGAAUAACAGAACGUCUUGCAUCAUACUUAAUUAGCCAUGUAACAUUACUUGAAGCAAUUACACACAACGUUGAACUUGCCAGUCUAUUUUUAAUCAGCGAAAACGGCAAACAAACAUUCACAUCCGUACACAAAGCAUUUCUUAAAGAACAAGCAUCACGAACUCGCGUUUUUUUGCAAGAAAACGGAUUCGAUAACGUAUCUAAUUCAAACCAUUUAAACGACUACAAAUACUAUAGUAUUCAAAUCGAUAGCAUAGAUGAAAGAUUGUCGGAACUUGAUAUCAUUGCAAAAGAUGCAUUCAAGAGUAAAAAUGUCAAUUCAUUAAAGAAUGCAUUCAAAGAAGUCUAUUCUCUUUUAGCAGUAUGCAUGAUAUUCAAUGAUGUUGUUCUUCGAAACCAGUCAAGUAUGUCAUCAGACUCACUGAGAAUGAUUCAUAAUGCAUUUCCAGAUUCACCACAAGAUACGAAUGAGUUCAUUAAAUGGAUCAAGCAACUCAUUGAAGAACGUGAUUCAUCAAUUAAAAACAUUAAAACAUUCAACAUUGAACAAUCCAAAAUGUAUGAAAAGAUUAACAAUCUUGAAACAGAGUUACAAACAAAAACUAAACGCACAAAGAUCUCAAGCAAUGAUUUCGAAGAAACUCAUGAAGCUCUUGUCCAGAAAGUUUCAGAUCUGCAACGUCAACUUAAUGAUUUUCAUCAACAAUUUGGCAAUAAAGAUACAGAGAGCGUUGAACUCCAACGUUUAAGGAAUAAGUUCCAAAAGAAUGAACGAGAAAACAAUAUCAAUCUUAAGUCGUUAGAAUCCGAAAAUUCAUCUCUUCGUGCUAAGAAGACGAUCUUCUUCAAAAACUGA
Trichomonas vaginalis G3 is the source of this 1056-nucleotide messenger RNA. RefSeq lists its product as uncharacterized. Lineage: Eukaryota; Parabasalia; Trichomonadida; Trichomonadidae. The record is from RefSeq and is a predicted model, not a curated record. The transcript has a single exon. Bases 1 to 1056 code for a protein of 351 amino acids.